Phycomyces blakesleeanus NRRL 1555(-) is the source of this 1316-nucleotide messenger RNA. RefSeq lists its product as hypothetical. The transcript is spliced from 3 exons. The record is from RefSeq and is a predicted model, not a curated record. Gene Ontology annotation, cellular component: nucleus; chromatin. Bases 633 to 1316 code for a protein of 227 amino acids. NCBI's taxonomy places the organism in Eukaryota, Fungi, Mucoromycota, Mucoromycetes, Mucorales, Phycomycetaceae. Gene Ontology annotation, biological process: chromatin remodeling; regulation of DNA-templated transcription.
GUUGCUACUUGCUGCUUGCUGCUUGUUAUUGCUUUGUUACUUUGUUGCUUGUUGCUUGUUUGUCACCCUUUAUCUUUAUAUGUCUUAUCUCGUCUUUUCUUUUAUAAUAUGCUUUUUUUUCUAUACCUUUUAUUCAUAUAAAGAAGAAGAAGAAGAAGAAGUAAAGAAGUAAAAAAGUAAAGAAGUAAAAAAAAAAAAAAAAAAAAAAAGUCAAAAGAAAAAGCUACCAAACUGUCAAUAUAAAAAAAAAUGACACCAUCAUCGUCAUAAAAAAAUCAUAAAAUAAAUAAAUAAAUAAAUAAAUAAAUAAAUAAAUAAAUAAAGAAGAAGAUAAAUAAACGGAAAGAUAAAUAGGUAGAUAGAAAGUGGAGUGAGUAAGAAAUAAAGAGAGAGAGAAAAUAAAUAAAGAGAAGGUGUAAAAACAAGUCACGAAUAAUCUACUCUUCUUCUUCUUCUUCUUUUUCUACUUCUUUAUUUUAUCCAACUACCUAUAUACACACAAUACACCUCUUCUACCUCGUAUUAUAUAUCCUGUAACGUGUAUUUAUAACAGAAAAAGACAAGCAACCAACCAACCAACCAACCAACCGACGAAGAAGAAGAACAAUAUCUAUCUAUCUCUUUGAAUUGUUAUGAGCACUAAAUUCGACAGAAUGAAUAGCCCUUCAAACGAACAAACAGGAUCACCAAAAAAUACACGGUCUGGAAGUGAAGAAGAAAUGGCAGUAACAAAAAAGAAUGAGACAACCGCCGUCAGUAUGAUGGCCUUACCUUCCCCAGCAGCAGAAGUAUCUAUGGGUGAAUUAAGAGCUGCAAAACCAUCCUCAACCACAACAACCAAUGGCAACAAACAACAAAAAUCAUCAACAUCUACAUCCUCUUCAUUAUUAUUAUCAUCAUCGCCCUCAUCGUCAUCCUUUAGUCCUUCAUUCUAUCCACCCACCCAGAUGACCCGAGACCAGCUCAAAUACUCUGCUGCAAUCACUCGCGAACUCAAGAAACACAGAGACGCUGCCCCAUUCCUACACCCCGUAGAUUAUGUCAAGAUGAACGUGCCAGACUAUCCAAAGGUUGUCAGACACCCCAUGGAUCUCACAACCGUCGAUCGCAAAUUAAGCCGAGGCCAAUAUGUAGACGUGGAUGCCUUUGUGGCCGAUGUCAGACUAGUGUUCAACAAUUGCUACAAGUUCAAUGGCCCUGAAGCAAUGAUCUCGAUGCUCUGCCAAAAUGUAGAAUCCGCAUUUGAAAAGAGUAUGCGACAGAUGCCACCAUCCAAAGAGGUAAAUAAAAAAAAAUUGUAUUUUAUAUUUUACUAA